Molecule: messenger RNA, 2022 nt
Organism: Didymodactylos carnosus
Lineage: Eukaryota; Metazoa; Rotifera; Eurotatoria; Philodinida; Philodinidae
Source: the annotation of a GenBank genome assembly
AAUACAUAAUUUCUUCCUUCUAUUAUCUCUCUUACUAAAACCCGCGAAACAUCGAAGUUUUAAGAAUUUCUAUAAACUGCAAUAAGAUCAAGCAUGUAGAACAAUGUAAUGGCGAUGAGCCGUUACAGGGGGGACCCAUUUAGAUUUCGGUCUAACUUUAUCAGUUCGUAGAGCACACUUUGAAACAUAUAUCCUCAGCUUUUCUCGGCUUGCAGUCAUUAUCUAAUUGAGAAAAAAAUUAAUUACUUAUUAUCAUGCCCCCUUUUAUUUUAAAUUUCACAAUCUUAUUAUAUAAACGGCAACGUUAACAAGAAAAUUGAAAUACUAUUUCAAUUUUCUUGUUAACGUUUGUUGUAACGAGAAAAAGUAUCUAAGUGCAUGAAUGAUAAUGCGCAAUAUUCUUGUAUUCAUCACAUAGAAUUGUAUUGCUCAUUGAAUGUUGAUCGAGCUACAUAUGAAUGACCGUACAAUCUUAUUUCUUUAUUAAGAUUUUGUAACCCAGCUCAGGCUUCUUGCUGUUGUUCAACACUUACAAGUGAAAAUGUAUGAAAUAGUUCUUGAGCCGAUUUUGAUGAGUAUUCAGAUAACGUUUUUCCCUUUUGAGUCAAAAUGAAGAUAUACAGGUACAAAACGAAGUAAACGUGCAUAGAUGUUUGGUAAUUACGAGCACAAAAGGUGCUCGUCCAAAAGUCAUCGUAGUCGAAUAACGAAAAUGAAAAAUCAUACGAUCAGACGAAAGAAAAAUGUAAGCGUAUCUGUGAUGAACUAUAAUUUCUCGUUUCUUGCUUAUACAGGGUAGGAUUGCCAUUUAGGGUGAUUUCUCCGGUGUAACUAAGCAACAAAAGAGAACUAUACUUACUCAAAGUUCACUCAGAAAAGCAGGCGAUGCCUACUUAUAUACUCUAAAAAGAUUUUAUGUAUUAGUGGUAAUGAAUAUUAUUUUAUUUUGUGGGAGCUCGAACUCGGAAUAUGCAUUCCUCAAUUGGAUUGGAUGUUUCUGUCAAGAACAAUGUGUUAGCCGUGGGAUAAAGACAUUAAAGUUUAAACCAGAUGAAUUACAUGCAAAUUCCGUAAGAAAGAUAUUUUGUUACGUGUAUCGAAAUACUGAGAUGAAAGCCCUUUGAAUUAAUUGCUUUAUUUCUGUCUGUUUUAUAGCUUAAAUCAAAUGUAAAAUCAGUUGAAUCACUUCGUAAUAUGUAUAAAUCAUUGGAUACUAAUAUUCGUUCACUUGAAAAGAAAACUAAAGAACGUGGUCGAGACGAUGAAAACAAGGACGUGAAGGAAACGCGGUCAAAGUUUGACUUACACUUGAAUGUUACGGUUGAUAAUUUUUUUACAAGUGUUUCACUAGCUAAAGAACUUCACAAGGAGAAAAUUACUAUUGUGGGAACAUUACGAAAAAAUAAACCGGAAAUUCCUGUGGAAUUCCAAUCAAACACAAGCCGCAAAGUUGACGAAGUGACUGGGAAACCAAAUAUUGUUUUAGAUUACAAUAAAACAAAAGGAGCUGUGAACACCGUGGACCAAAUGUGUCGUAAAUAUACAGUGAAAAGGGGUACGAAGCGAUGGCCACUUUGCAUUUUUUAUGGAAUGAUCGACAUUGCCGCUAUAAAUGCUUUAAUCAUAUGGAAAGAGAAGAAUGCCAACUGGAAUGAAAACAAAAGAUAUAAACGUCGCUUAUUCCUUGAGGAGUUAGGGAUGGGUUUGGUCUCAUCUCUUCUGGAUCAUCGCUCAAGAACCUCAAAAAACUUACACACAGACAUUCGAAAUGCAUUAGCUGUCGUGGGCUACCCUGCGGUGGAGGAAGAGACACACGAAGCAAAUGAAAAUUCUGCUCAACGUAAACGAAAACGGUGUUCAACUUGCGAUAAUUCUAAAGAUAGAAAAACUUCAAAUAAUAUUAAACGUUUAUUAGGUGUAGAUAUGCUGACGAUAAAACAAUAUUGUUCAAAAGAUCAUUUGAAAUGUGUCAAUACGAUAUAUUCCAAUCGAGAAUAUGAUUUAAAUAGUUUAACAGGUUAA